CUUGAGUUCUUAAUGUGGGUUAGUGUGCCUAACCUCGGUCUUUCCCAGAUUCCCAUUUCUAUUUUUCUUUUUUAAAAAAAUUGACUCUUGGACUCGUACUGAUAUUUGGAGUCCACGACAUGCUAAAAAGCUUUCCACUUUGUGCACUUAGUAUAUGAAAUUAUUUUAUAGCUAUGGAAGAGUCUGCAUGCUUUUUAUAUAAGUUAACAAUCUGAAUGUAUUGAUUGGCAGUUGGGUUUCCUUCUGUUCUUGCCCUCCUCCCACUCUUCUAGCUCCACUAGCCAAAUUUGAUCAAAACUUUUUAGAGAGGGGUUUAGGGAUGAGUUUUGAAUGAAAUAGACUGUGGAAAUUGGAUGAGAAGAUAUAAUAAAACGUGUGAAUAUAAAGGCUGAAAAAGUUUCUAUACUCAAGAGUCCAUCUAGAACUCAACCCUGGGCCUUGAACCAAGGACUGAUAUUGAAUAUUAAGCAGAAAGCAGUAGAAAGUACUUGGAAAAUUAGUACAUGGGAGAUAAAGCUGAGGUAAUAUAGUUUUCAAGGACACUUAAUUUUGAAGAUUUUAGGCUUAAUAGUUUUCUCUAACAUAGAGCUUAGUAUUCAGUGUUUAUUCUUAUGGAUGGAGAGAAGGUAAGGGAGCUUCAGAAACACGGAGUGUGGUUAGGACCCAGAGCAGUGGAAUUCAGAAAGUUCCAAGCAAUGUUUUGAGUUGUUAGACAGUUUUUCACACUAUUCAAACUUACAGGUGGGCUUUUUACCUCCUAUGUUAUUCUCCCAUCAGUCUGAAUUUUGUUUUGUUCUUCAAAGACUUCUGCAUUUUUUGUUUUUAACCUUUAAAUGAAGUCACAAAGAACUUCAGUGUGCUUUGUGGCCUUUUACAUUUAAAUGAUCUCAUGAAGUGUACCAGUGAACUGGAAAUGAUAAGAAUGAGUAACCUUCACAGGCCUUCAGGUUAGACAGAUAAUGAGCAAGCAUGUCAGUGCACUAGAGAGCUUCUGUCCUCUGAGAGGCAUCAGUAUUCAGGUUUAUCUGAGCAGGCUGGACCUCUGUGAGGGAGAAGGAAAUGGAACACCUACAUUUCUAACUGGCACUGCCUCACGUGUUGCUAAGGGAGGAGUCGACCACACCAAAAUGAGUCUGCAUGGUGCUAGUGGGGGACAUGAGAGAUCAAGAGAUAGACGAAGGUCAAGUGACAGAUCACGAGAUUCAUCUCAUGAGAGAGCAGAGUCUCAGCUCACUCCUUGUAUUCGAAAUGUGACUUCACCAACAAGGCAGCAUCACAUUGAACGAGAAAAAGACCAUAGUUCUUCUCGUCCAAGCAGUCCUCGUCCUCAAAGAGCAUCCCCAAAUGGCUCCAUGAGCAGUGCUGGGAACAGUAGCAGGAACAGCAGUCAGUCAAGCUCAGAUGGUAGCUGUAAAACAUCUGGGGAGAUGGUGUUUGUGUAUGAGAAUGCAAAAGAAGGGGCUCGGAAUGUGAGGACAUCUGAGCGAGUGACCCUGAUAGUGGAUAACACCAGAUUUGUUGUGGACCCGUCCAUUUUUACUGCACAGCCAAAUACAAUGUUGGGCAGGAUGUUUGGAUCUGGCCGGGAACAUAAUUUUACACGCCCCAAUGAGAAGGGAGAAUAUGAGGUGGCAGAGGGAAUUGGUUCUACUGUGUUUCGAGCUAUUUUGGAUUACUAUAAGACAGGAAUCAUCCGCUGUCCUGAUGGCAUAUCUAUUCCUGAACUGAGAGAAGCAUGUGAUUACCUUUGUAUCUCUUUUGAAUACAGUACAAUUAAAUGUAGAGAUCUCAGUGCCCUUAUGCAUGAGUUAUCAAAUGAUGGUGCUCGUAGACAAUUUGAAUUUUAUCUGGAAGAAAUGAUCCUCCCUCUCAUGGUAGCAAGCGCCCAGAGUGGGGAACGAGAGUGCCAUAUCGUAGUGCUUACAGAUGAUGAUGUAGUCGAUUGGGAUGAGGAGUAUCCACCACAGAUGGGAGAGGAAUAUUCACAGAUUAUUUAUAGCACAAAAUUAUAUAGAUUUUUCAAGUACAUUGAAAACAGAGAUGUGGCCAAAUCAGUUUUGAAGGAGAGGGGUCUUAAGAAGAUUAGAUUGGGAAUAGAAGGCUAUCCUACCUACAAAGAAAAAGUAAAGAAAAGGCCAGGAGGCCGUCCAGAAGUCAUUUACAACUAUGUCCAAAGACCCUUCAUUCGAAUGUCCUGGGAGAAGGAGGAAGGAAAGAGCCGGCAUGUAGACUUUCAGUGUGUAAAGAGUAAAUCUAUCACCAACCUGGCAGCAGCUGCUGCAGACAUUCCCCAGGACCAGCUAGUAGUCAUGCACCCUACUCCACAGGUGGAUGAGCUGGAUAUCCUUCCCAGCCACCCCGCUUCUGGCAACAAUGACCUCGAUCCUGAUGCACAGAAUCCAAUGCUGUGAUGCUGAUGUUCCUGAAACCAUAGCAUGCUACUCUUCACAGUGACGUACUCCUCAUUCUGCACUGCGAGGCCACUUUUCUUCAUUGUGAGAUGCACAUGUUUAGGAUACUGCAGUGUAGGCUUUUUUAAAGACCAAAGGUAGCUGAAUGGUUUUUUAAUGAGUACAACUUUAGCAUCCUGGUUCCAGUUCUAUAAAUGUAUUUGUUUACCAGUA
Molecule: messenger RNA, 2624 nt
Organism: Mastomys coucha (southern multimammate mouse)
Lineage: Eukaryota; Metazoa; Chordata; Mammalia; Rodentia; Muridae
Gene: Btbd10
Product: BTB domain containing 10
Exons: 9
Coding region: 960-2411 (483 amino acids)
Biological process (GO): positive regulation of phosphorylation
Cellular component (GO): cytoplasm
Molecular function (GO): protein binding
Source: RefSeq, a predicted model, not a curated record